Messenger RNA from Oryza sativa Japonica Group (Japanese rice), 1702 nucleotides. Its product is annotated as RGG repeats nuclear RNA binding protein A. Lineage: Eukaryota; Viridiplantae; Streptophyta; Magnoliopsida; Poales; Poaceae. Gene Ontology annotation, cellular component: cytoplasm; nucleus. The record is from RefSeq and is a predicted model, not a curated record. Gene Ontology annotation, molecular function: RNA binding.
UUUAGUGUAUGACCGUACUGUAUAGCAGAGCAGCAGCCUCCGGGCAGACGAGAGCCAAAGGCUUUGCUCUUGGCGGCUAGGGUUUUGUGUGCCAAACCCUAAUCCCCUUCCUUGCAUCAAUCUCAUGGCGGCGAUUUCGUCGGGGAUGGUGGCUUGAAAGGUCUGUGUGUUCUUGUUUGGGAUUGAGGAAUAGAGAGGAGCUAAGUGGUGUGGCGGCGCGGAGAAAUGGGGUCCAAGAACCAGUUCGAUCUCCUCGUCGACGUCGACAACGAUGACCCCUCCCACCUCAUCGCCGCCGCCGAGAAGAAGGCUGCGGCGGCGGCCGCGUCGCCCAAGCUCGCCUCAUCGCCGGCGCCCGCUCCGGCCAAGCUGCCCACCAAGCCCGCGCCACCCGCGCAAGCCGUAAGGGAAGCGAGGAACUACGGUGCUCCACGCGAUGGGGCUGGCCGUGGUGGCCCAGGGCGUGGAAGAGGCGGCGGCCGAGGAGGCAGGGGCGGUCCGAGGCGAGAUUUCGGUGAGGGUGAUGCCAACGGCUUUGAGGGUGGCUAUGGUGGUGGUGGUGGGUUUGGUGAUGGUGGAUUGGCUCGCGGUGAAGACGGUGAGGGGAGACAGGCAGAGAGGGGCCGUGGGCCACGCCAGCCCUACCGUGGAGGUGGUCGCCGCGGUGGCUAUAGUGAUGGGCAGAGUGGAGACGACUAUGGACGUCCGCGCAGGGCGUAUGAGCGCCACAGCGGCACUGGCCGUGGCUAUGAGUUGAAGCGUGAGGGGUCUGGCCGCGGCAAUUGGGGAACUGUCACCGAUGAAGGCCUUGCACAGGAAGUUGCGGAGGCUGUUAACACUGAGGAGGCUCCUGCAACUGCAGAGGAUGAGAAGAAACCUGAAGAUGUGCCACAGUCUGAGGUCGACAAGGACAAGGAGAGUCCAGAGAAUGAAGAAGAAGAAAAAGAACCUGAGGAUAAGGAGAUGACUUUGGAGGAAUAUGAGAAAGUGCUGGAGGAGAAGCGGAAAGCUUUGCUUGCACUGAAGGCUGAGGAGAGGAAAGUUGAAGUCGACAAGGAGUUGCAGGCCAUGCAACAGCUCUCUGUCAAAAAGGCUAAUGAGGAAGUGUUUAUCAAGCUGGGCUCUGACAAGGACUUGAAAAAGAAAGAAAAGGAUGAAAAGGAUGAACGUACCAAGAAGUCCCUGAGCAUCAAUGAAUUCUUGAAGCCGGCUGAAGGAGAGAGGUACUACAACCCUGGCCGUGGUCGUGGCCGUGGCAGGGGUCGUGGUGAUCGUGGGGGUUUCUAUGGUGGUUACAAUGGCAACGGUGGUCGCAGACAGGCUGCCGCUCCGGUGAUCGAAGAUCAGGCCCAGUUCCCCUCGCUAGGUGGGAAAUGAAACGAACGCUCGGAUCUAGCGGCUCGGUUGUCUUGUUGGUUCACCUGAAAACUGUGUCGUCGUCGAGUUGAGUACUGUGUUGUUAUGUCGCCCCUCCCAGAUAGGAGUGUUGUGUUUAUCGCCUGUCUGUAUCCCCGUGCAUAUCCGAGGUGCACCCAUCCAUCACCAUUGCUGUGUUUGUCAGACAUAGUAGCUCAUGUGCUGCUUCUAUUUUCCGACAGGAGUGGACAGUGUAUGCCAUGUUUCUGAUGAGUAGUCGUGUGUGCGUUGGUUCAGAGAUUUUGCUCAGCUGAGAAUGGAUCCCAUGGUUUAUUAAAGAGGCUAA